UACAGUAUGUUGUAUUCUUUGAAUAUCGCCUAAUUUUUAUGCUAUCAUGUCUCGUAAAUCUGCUGGAAAACGCAAAAAGAAUGAAGAUGAACAUCUAGACUCGAUAAUUGAUGAAAUUAACACCAUUACAGGUGCAGAGUCUUCUAAAAGUAGAAAGACUCGACCUGACCACUCAAGUAAAAAUAAAGAUAUUGACAUCGUGCUGAGAAGAGACGAAUCUGGCCAGCGAAUAUAUCACAACCCAAGACGAUUGUCGCAAUCUAGUUGGGCAAGACGAGUGGAAUACACAAGAUUGAACGAACCUGUUGAUCUCUUAACUGACAAAGUAGAUGAACAUUCUGAAACUUUUGAGCAAGGUACAGACCUUGAUGCAAUCAUUGAACAGUGUGAGGAAGCUGUUGGUGAAAUGAAUGAUAAUACCACUGUGUGGCAAAAACGAAUAAACAAUCUUGAGGAAAACUGGGAGAAUGCUAGAGGAGCCAUAUUUCACAGUGUUUUGUGUUCAUUUGCCCCUCCCACUUCCUCAUUACAUUGCUCUAAAAUUGAUUGCCCCAAUGAUGCACAAUUGAGGUGUAAGCAGUGUGGUGUUUUUCAAUAUUUAUGUGUCAACUGUGAUGAAGAAGUACAUCAGUGUCAGCCGCUUCAUGAUCGUGAAGUUUGGAUUAAUGGGUAUUUUCAAUACAUUCUUCCAACUGAGUCAAUAACUGAUGAUGGAAAGCUUGUUCCUGUUGGUCGUGCAUGUCCUCUUCUUUACCCAACAUCUUGCUUGGUGUGCGGGGAAUCUACUUUGAAAACAUUGAACAGCUCAAAAGUUAUACUCAUCACAUCUGAAGGUCGUUUUGACCUCAAUUGGUUUAACAUACACUGUUCAUCAUGUCCUUGGCAAUGGUCACCAAUUUCGUUUGACUGUAUAGUUCAAAGUGGUUUUUGGCCAGGAAGUCCUGCCAAUGUAAACUACUUGUUUCAUCAAGAGCUGUUCCUUCUUUGGGAUGCCUUCCGGAAGCAAAUGCCAGGCUCCUCACAAACUGCUUUUAUAAGAAGCUUGGAAGACAUGUCUCGUUCCAAAAAAAGGGCAGAUGUGAUAACUGCAGCAACAUUUCGGAAGGCCUUUGCAGAGUGGUGCUAUUGUCAAUUUGAACUGGCUUCGCUACAACUUCAGGAUUGGAGAAAAUGCCCACCAUGCAGUGUUGACCAACACUCUUGUCAUAUUGAUGGCAACCACAAGGUUUAUAGAUAUGAUAAAGUAUCAAGGGGUACAAGUCCUUCUUAUUACAAUGACCAUCUGAUUGUCGAAAAUGCGAAAGUAGAUUCUCACAUAAGAAGCUUGAAUUCCAAAAUCACGAAGAAAGAUAUGAAAGAAGAUAGUUCUUGUGGUGAUACGCAUUGGAAAGCUGCAAAAGCUGUGUCGAAAGCGAAGAAGAACCAAGAUGAAACUGGAUUGGUAGUGGCUGGCUGCAGACAUUCUGUUUGUCAAGCCGCCUUGAAUAUGUUUAGAGGAGAAGUUUAUGGUUAUGCUCACUAUCUACAUUUAAACUUUGUUCAUCCAAACAAUGUUAGGUUCUUGUGGGAAGAUGUGAUAUGUAAGUACUGGCCAUGGGCUAAGCGAGUCACUUCAGAGCAAAACAAGAUGGCAUUAACUGAUACAAAACCAGCCUUGUCACUCAUGCAUGGAAAAUCGCACAGUUGGAACUGUCAGGUUAUUUGGAGUGGAAGAUGGCAAGAAGGUGCUGCUGCAACUCCUGGGGAGGAAGUUGAACAAAUCAACAGCUAUCUCUCCAGACUUGGAUCCACCACCAAGAAUAUGAUAGCAUCAGGUCGCGAGGAUUGCAUCACUGAGCAUCUAUUGAGUUGGAAUAAGCGAAAAAUUUGUAAUCUACCUAAGCUGUUGGUUCUUCGCCUGAAAAAGACGGAAAAGAAACUCGCCGAUGCGAAAACGGAACUUGCUACGUAUGCACGUGAGAUUAAUUUAUCAGACGCUGAUUUGGAUGCCUCAGUUGUGUCAUGGAAAAGAGAUGUUCAGCAGUUUGCUACUGGGAGUGAAAUGUUACAGAGGCGCUUCGGGAAAACUUCACCACAGUUUGAACAACGCUUACAAGCAUUGCCCACCUCAGCUGAACAACUCUGGCACACUUUCUUACGAGAUGUAGUCUAAAAAACACAUACGAUCAAUGAUGCUUAAAAUGACAAUUUUAAUGUGAGCAUAAAUAGAAAUUACCUAAGUUCGGGAGAAGAGCGCAGACUAGAAUCAGGAAUGAAUAAAAUGAAUGGGUGGAAGAUAUGGUUGCAAUGUAACACGAAGUAAAGGCCGAUUUGCACUGUCAAUGUUUCUGUGAUCAAUUAGCCUCUGUGAGAAGUCUGUGUUCACAGAAUCACAGAGCUUCAAAGCAACUGCCCUCUUUGAAGGUGUUCACAUUGUCAAAUACAUGGAUCAAAGUGUACUUUGAUCACAGAAACUGUGCUUACCUGCAGAAACUGUGAUAAUGCAAGCCAGCCUUAAGCAGGGCCGUAGCUAGAAGCUUAA
This is a messenger RNA of Dendronephthya gigantea, 2521 nucleotides long. RefSeq lists its product as uncharacterized. Lineage: Eukaryota; Metazoa; Cnidaria; Anthozoa; Malacalcyonacea; Nephtheidae. Bases 47 to 2152 code for a protein of 701 amino acids. The transcript is spliced from 12 exons. The record is from RefSeq and is a predicted model, not a curated record.